AUGAUCAAACACAAGGCAAUUGAAGGUGGUAUGGGUAUUCAUCUUUAUCGAAAUUUUUCUAAUCAGAUGUCAAGAGGUGAUUGGAUAAUCCAAGAAGUUUUUGAAAAUUGUGAUUUUAUUCAACGCCUUCUACCUGAUACAGCACCACUCUCAACUGUUCGUAUAAUAACUUCUUCGUCAGCCGACAAAACUGUUCCUAUCAAACCAUUAACAGUCGUAUUUCGAGCUGGACGUUCAAAUGAAUUUACAGAUCAUAACGCUAUUUUCUUCAACAUUGAUAUGACGAGCGGAAUACUGUCAUCAGGAACAACGACCCAACAUUGGAAUAAAUUGGGCAUACAUUACUUCUGUCAACCAGAUACAUCCAUGUGGAAAGAAUACAUGAUUCAUCCAGAUAGUGGUGUUCGAAUAGAAGGUGUUAAGUGGACAAAUGUCGUUGAAUCGAUUCAGAUUGCGUGUAAUGCACAUGAAAAGAUGUGUAGAGAUGUCCCACUCAUUGGAUGGGAUGUAGCACAUACAUCAAAAGGAAUUAUUUUAUUAGAAUUAAAUAUUUCGUGCAACUUUUUUAAUGGAAAAUUUGAUAAAAAAUAUUAUACGGAUUUUUGUUAUCAAUGGUUUCAUGUAUUGGAUAAAAUAUAA
Messenger RNA from Didymodactylos carnosus, 639 nucleotides. The record is from the annotation of a GenBank genome assembly. NCBI's taxonomy places the organism in Eukaryota, Metazoa, Rotifera, Eurotatoria, Philodinida, Philodinidae.